CGCAGCAUUAUCUAUGAAUAAACACAUAAAGGGUCUUAUCAGUAAUAUGUCACUUGUCUAAUUUUCGACGGACAGGGGUUCCUGUAUCUAUUUGGUGGUUUAUUAUCAGUUUUGCGAGGGAGUGCAUGAAGCGAAUGGAUAACCAGAGACGAAAGGUCCAAACCAGCACAACCAUUGGACAUGCGUAUCUGCAACCGUCUUCGUUUUAUUUUAAAACUUGUAAGAAUGCCCCUCUUCCUCCAGUCGUCCACUGUCAGAACAGAGUGCUGGCCUCUGCUCACUUCUCUCUCACCUCACACACUGAGCAUGACAGAAAGCCACUGAAUGGUCCUCUGUACAAUGAAAUCCACUCUAAAGCCCCUGCGCACUGGACCACACACUUCCUCAAUGAGCUGGCCCAGAGGCUCAGAGACCGGCCAACAGUGAGAGUGGUCUCAAAUCCCAUCAGUGAAAUGCAGGACCGCUACAGAGGUCAAUCAGCAGCACGUGAACCUCCGUCUGAACACUUUAGCAUGAUGCAGGCACUGUACAGACAGCUGGAAACGGCUCAAAUGGCGUUUGAGCAGGAACCAGUCUUAAGCACUACCAAGACUGACUUCAAGCACUUUAACAGGUCAAAUUUGUCUCCUCGCUCUGUCCUGGAUGCAGCUACCUUUAAUGGAACCCUUACCAAGAGCGGAGCUCACAGCCGACUUCCUGCUCACAAAGCUCCAUCCACUUUAUCAUGUCAACCCCGGCUGCCUCGUCCACCUCUUCCUGUGCCCCACAGGGGUAAAAGUAGUCUGUAUAUGGACAGUUUUACUGUACCUGUGCUUCCCCCAACAUCGCAAGCCGCUGAUGUUGCACAAAGUGGGGUGAAAUGGCAAGAUGAGGGUGGUAAAGGUGUGUUACUGGACAUUUUAGGUGUUCCUAAAAUGUAUAGUACUGAGAAUCAGACGUAUGGAAGAAGUAAAAUGUCUAUGGUAUGA
Messenger RNA from Sinocyclocheilus grahami, 968 nucleotides. RefSeq names its product stabilizer of axonemal microtubules 3 (gene saxo3). Bases 126 to 968 code for a protein of 280 amino acids. Lineage: Eukaryota; Metazoa; Chordata; Actinopteri; Cypriniformes; Cyprinidae. The transcript has 5 exons. The record is from RefSeq and is a predicted model, not a curated record.